Molecule: messenger RNA, 576 nt
Organism: Lachancea mirantina
Lineage: Eukaryota; Fungi; Ascomycota; Saccharomycetes; Saccharomycetales; Saccharomycetaceae
Source: the annotation of a GenBank genome assembly
AUGGUGAACCAAGGUAAUCGUCCAGCAACAGAGUCGACCAGUGUCGACAUGGAAUUGUCGCCAACUUUGUCUUCCAAAUCCGGGGAUCCCCAGCCCUAUGAGGGGGCAGACGACGUCAAAGCAUCGGCGCCGGAGAUGGACUCAAAUCGUAUAGAACAGGUCAUGUCGCAUAAUGCAAUUGAAGACAAAACCGAAACGCCCGAUACCUUGAAGCGAGAGGGCUUGGACCUGAGGAAAAAAGCGCUACCGGAUUUUAACAACCCAGCAAUGAAUGCGGACCAGAGUGAGUUUCCGGAGGAGUAUCAAAUCGAGACGGAUACGGGUCUCGUGAAGGUCAAAACGCUACAGAAGCUGAACCGACUUGAGAGCCGCGGAUCUGCUGCCUCGGCCAGCAAGCCCUCCUCGCCCUCUAAGGCCGCAGAUGCAGACGCCGCAGAUGAGGAAGAGCAGAAGAGCCCGUACGAUGCCUCAAAACUACAGAAGGCUAUUCACAAGAAUGAGAAAGAGAUAAACAUGUAUCACCAUCACCACGGCUACGAGAAGUUUAUCAACAUAAUGGACAAGCUUUUCAAGUAA